AAAAUGAUAGGUGGUUCCGGGCCAGCUCAUAGGUUUGCCGCCAAGAACCAAAUGAAUGAGGAAAGCCAGGUCUAGGUUAGGAACGGCCGCAGCCCCACCGGCUGGGCCUCGGGAGGACCCGUAGCUCCGCGUUGCGCCCCCUCCCCCAACCCCCCUACUGGUAGUGGACACUCCCACCAGCUCGCAGCCCUUGGUCAGACCAUCGACCCCUAAAAGAGCCCAAGCCCAUGCCCCUGCCCCGCAGGGAAAGGAGAUCCCGCCUGGUCAGCUCCCGAGUGGCCGGAACUAGCGUCCCACGGGCCACAGCCCACUCCCCAAGACGUGCCGGCCAAGGAGCCCCCUCGUUAAGCCAUGCGCAGCCUCUCACCCGGCGGCGCCAUUCCUCCGAGCAGGUCCCACCGGAGCCCGGUCCGCAGGCUGACUUCCGCUCGGGAAAGUGGCUCUACGAGCGCGCCGGAGGGGACACCAGGGACUCCCGGCAGACUCCACUUGCCGGGAUGGGCUCUAGACACAGGAUCUGUGAUCAAGAAGAAGUAGUGAUUCCCUGUGGUUCUGAUGAUUUUGGAAGUGUGGAUUUGGAAUUGGGCAAUUUGGAGGAUAUUAAAAAAGACUCAAGUAGUAGUGAACUUACAGUAUUAGACCUGGACAUCCCUGAUCUCCCUGAACUCCCUCAGGAGUCCUUCACAGAUAACCUCAGACAUUUUAGCCCCCAGGGGCCUCUCUGUGAAACCAGUGUUGAGAGACUAGUCCAGUCCAUCCAGGAGGUGUUUAGUGGUAAGCUAAAGGAUGAACCUGAAAAGCUGACAUUCCUGAGGUCUUUGUCUUCUCUCAGUGAAACUUUACGUUAUGAUGAAACCACAGAAUCGUUCAUUCAUAGCCACAUAGCAGACAUAGUGCACAUCCUGAAUGUACUGGUGCAAGAGGAGCCCCUGCAUUCUCUGCUCAGCCCUGUGCUCCAGGAGGUCUUUGCCACCAUCACUGUCCUCAGUUACCAAGAUAUCCACUUGCUGUUUGGCUCUGAAGAUCAUACUGAGUUGUUCAGUCUCAUCACCAAAAGAAUAGUCAGUCUGCCCUCUGUCAGGAGUCUUACCCAGCUGGAGGAAACCAUGGCAGGCAAGCCCUUCAACCCAGAGUGUCUCUACAGGCAGACGUUCCAGGCAUUUUCUGAGAUGCUCCAGAGUUUGGUGAUAAAAGACCCACAUUUGGAAAAAUUUGAUGCCAUUUUUAAGCACAUGGGCCCCUGCUUACAGUCAGUCAAAGACCAUGAGCGGGAAUGGGCCACAGCCAGCAUGGCUCAAGUUCUGAAGUGCUUAUCCAGACAUCUCUGCCUGAAGCUUCCACUGCAAUUCCAAAGCCUUGGACAUCUAGUAGCUCUGAUGGCACUGCUAUGUGGGGACCCACUCAGAGCGGUGGCUGAAGAGGCUGCAGAAGGCGCACACUACCUGCUGCAUGUCGCCCUACGGCUAAAGUAUACCACUCAAGACAAAACAAACCAGAGCUUGAGAAGAGGGUUGAAAAAGUGCUGUGAAAUUCUAGAGCUCCACGAUAUUAAGCAGUUUUACCAUGAUCCUUUCAAAAUUGCCCAGGUCUUUGAAGUUUUCCUCAAUUCAAAUGAGCUCUGCCAGUUUAUAAUGACUACACUGAAUGGCCUAAAAAAUCUGAAACAUACUUGCACCCAGGAAUUAGCCGGAGAAUUGCUGCUAAUGUUGGUAAAAAAAGCGGAGUGCCGAUUUGAGAAGGUACCAGAAAUUAUGGGAGUUAUCUGUGCCCAGCUACCCAUAAUCAGUCAGCCAGGAGUCCGCGAACAAAUCAUAAGUACUGUGAGUUUGUUUAUCUCCAGACCCAAGUACACAGAUAUAGUGCUUAGCCAUCUUCUGUGCCAACCAGUACCAUAUGACAGGAAUCUAGCGGCGUUUUGGAGAACUCUGAACAUAGACCUGCCCAGCACGACCUGGGUACUGUGGAGGCUGCUGAGGAAGCUCCAGAAAUGCCACAGUGUGCCCUGCCAGGAGAAGAUGGCCUAUGUGGCUGUUGCUGCAACAGAUGCCCUUUAUGAGGUGUUUGUGGGAAACAGGCUGCGAGCAGCUACAUUCCGACUCUUCCCUCAGCUUCUCAUGACACUGCUCAUCCAGAUUCACCACAGCAUUGGCCUAACCAUGUCUGACGUCGCCAUCCCAAGUGGCCUGUAUACAGAGCAGAAAAUGUCGACAGCGGUCACACCUUUGUGUUUGGCCACACAGGCCACAAAGACUCUACUUCUCAGAGCACUAUGCAGGCAGGAAUUUGACAUAAUGGAAAAGAAUAAAGGAUGGACUCUGCUGGAAGAAGAAGAUUGCCAUCUCCAGGGAGUAUUUCUCCUUGCCAAUGCAUUGCUAGAAAGAGAUCACUUCCUUGCGUGCAGGAUCUUGUAUUUGUUAGUCCCACUUCUUAAUCGAGGGAAUGAUAAACAUAAGCUCACAUCUGCCGGCUUUUUUGUGGAGCUCCUUCAGAGUCCAGUGGCUAGGAGACUGCCCAGCAUAUAUUCCAUAGCCCGCUUGAAAGACUGGCUGCACCAUGGAAAUGAUCUCUUCAGGAUUCUUGCCCUGAGGGGGCUCCGCAAUCUUGUCAGACACUGGGAGAUGAGGGAAGACAUCAAGAGACUGUUGCCAUCCAUCUUAGACAGCUUGUGGGAAUCUGAUGAGAGGAUUGUUUUGUUGGCCAUCCAGAUACUACAGAAGCUUGUUGAGACAAUGGAUUUCACCACGCUGGCUGCCAUGAUGAGAAUCCUGUUCUCUUUAUUUGGUGAUAUGAGACCUGGUGUUCAUCAUUUCUCCAUGACCCUGUUUGGAGCCUCUGUAAAGUCUGUGAAACACACCCAUAAGAAGAGUAUAGAGAAUCAAGUCCUGGAAAGCUUGGUCCCACUGCUUCUGUAUUCCCAGGAUGAAAAUGGUGCAAUAGCCAAGGAGAGCAAGCGAGUCCUAAAAAUAUGUUCGCAAUUCCUGAAGUGGAAGCUGCCCCAAGAAGUAUAUGACAAAGAUCCCUUCUACAUUAAACCUGGUGAAGUUAGAACAAUCUGCAAAUUCUUUGUACAAAAAUGCAAGGGUAAAAUUGACAUCCUUGCCCAAACAUUGAUGUACUUCAAGAAUGCAAAACUUCCCAUCAGAAGAACAGCAGUCUUAUUUGUAGGGCUUUUAUCAAAAUACAUGGAUCACAGUGAGGCUGGAAUGAAGAAGACUGAUUGGAUACAAGAUGAAUUGAAAGAGCUGCUGCAUGACCCUGAGCCUUCCCUGCGCAUCCUUGCCUACCAGGCUCUGUUCCGAGUCCAGAAGGUGGAGUCCCAGGCAGAACCCAAGCAGACAGUUUGCUGGUGGAGGAAGCUCCUGGGCUGUCACUCUACCUAGAAAAAUAAGGCAGUCAACAUCAGACAGAAGCAUCCAUUGAGAAACAGAGGACAGCUCUUUACUGAACUCCCUCAGCAAAGGCUAAGAAGUCCCUGACAGCGACUGCAUUAACAAGUCCAUUUAAUCAAAAUAACUCAAUUUUUUUUGUACAUACAGCUUUUCUUAAAAACAGGUUUAUGUUUUCAUGAAUUUUUAAAACUACACAAAACAAAAAUCUU
Molecule: messenger RNA, 3598 nt
Organism: Chinchilla lanigera (long-tailed chinchilla)
Lineage: Eukaryota; Metazoa; Chordata; Mammalia; Rodentia; Chinchillidae
Gene: Mroh8
Product: maestro heat-like repeat family member 8
Exons: 24
Coding region: 228-3380 (1050 amino acids)
Cellular component (GO): cytoplasm
Source: RefSeq, a predicted model, not a curated record